AUGGGAACAAAUGGAGUAGAUUCCGAAAAGUUUCGCAAACAAAUGACCGUCUCAAAAUUAUGCGGAUUCCAAAAGGCGACCCGGAUCCUCCCACUGACAAUGAAUCCCACGACGGAGGAUGUUGAAGUGAAAGAUGUGAAGAUGACGACGUCGUUCGAUGAGAAGGGAAUUGCCACGAAUUAUUAUAGUGUCACGUGGAUUGAUGUGGCUGAAAAUAAGAAGGCGGACGACGGAUUGGGACUGAAGAAGACGGUGUCGGCAACGAAGAUUCAGGAGGGAUUGAAGACUGGAAAAAUCCAAUGUGACGGACCAUGCGGACAGAAAGUGAAUCUCGCUGACGUUGUCCAAUUCGGAUGUGAUCAUAUGAUUUGUGAUAAAUGUCGUCGUUCACAGACGAGUAAUGCUCUUUUCGAUGGUUCUCCCGGUUGUUGCCACGCGGAAUGUCUCGAAAAAGCCACGCAUGACGGUUUGAAACUGAGAUCUGGACGUCGAUUGGACUCUCUUGCCUCCUCGGUUUCCCUUCGUUCGAACGACGGACCAUGGGAAGUACUUGCCGUGCAUGUUUGCAUUGUGAAGAAGUUUGGAAACCACGUGUACCGUACCAAGUUAGAUUACGAGUUCCCAUCACAGACACGUAUUGCCGAGUUGACCAAAGUGUUGGCUCCAUAUCAUGAAACAAUUGCCGACGGACGUGUCUACUACAGUAUGCGUAGACCAAAGACGUGUGAUGAGCUCUAUCCGAUUUCUCUGACUGACACGAACCUCCGUUUCUAUCAUCUAUCCGAGUAUAAACCGUUGAGAUCUGGAAGAAUGUAUGUGAUGGUGAUUGGAGAUGGAGUGCAACUCUAUUAG
Molecule: messenger RNA, 852 nt
Organism: Caenorhabditis remanei
Lineage: Eukaryota; Metazoa; Nematoda; Chromadorea; Rhabditida; Rhabditidae
Exons: 6
Coding region: 1-852 (283 amino acids)
Source: RefSeq, a predicted model, not a curated record